This is a messenger RNA of Saccostrea cuccullata (small rock oyster), 3478 nucleotides long. Its product is annotated as GDNF-inducible zinc finger protein 1-like. Gene Ontology annotation, cellular component: nucleus. Lineage: Eukaryota; Metazoa; Mollusca; Bivalvia; Ostreida; Ostreidae. Bases 82 to 3066 code for a protein of 994 amino acids. The record is from RefSeq and is a predicted model, not a curated record. The transcript has 6 exons. Gene Ontology annotation, biological process: regulation of gene expression.
AUUUCUUCAUGUCGUUAGUUAGCGAGAACCAGUUUUUGUCUUCGCCCAUCACUCUAUCCAGCGUCUUGGUAAGAUGUGACCAUGGACAGUGUGCCAGGACGAGAUUUCCCGUACCUCCAUCAUGAAGCAAACUUCUGCUCCUCCCCUGACCUGGAAGAGAGACCCACCUCCCUUACCUACCCUUACUUAUCCAACCCUGGCCAGUUCUCCAACCCUCAGCCAGCACCUGGUUUUCCGUAUCAGCGAUAUGAUGCCUCUCAGAAUCUAGACAGCCUCAGAUCUGCCACUAACCAUCCACACCCUCUUCUGUUUUCUGGAUCCCACACUCCAGAAGCUUCCAAAGAAGAACAGGCAGUUUCUCAGCUUGGCAACUUAGCAAGCAGCAAACUGGUCCCCAACAGUACUGGUGGCAUUGAUCUGAGUUCAACUUCACUUCAUUCUGCACAUCUAAAGCAUGGUGCCUUAGGUCCAGUGGGAGGAGUCCCCCACAGUUCUGUUACAGACAACCUGACAAAGGUCUCCUCCUGCUAUAGUCCUUACUUUGGAAGCUAUAACAAUCACCAGGAAAUCCAGCAAGCCACCUUAAACCAGCUGGCUGAAGGGCUGUCUUAUCUGCAACAAUCAAGGCAUUUUUCAGAGGAGGUUUUUCCACCUCAUCAGGGUGGAGAAAAUCUUCCAUAUGUUAUGGGAAGGACAGUUCAAGGUCACCUCAAAGAUGGAGGAAGCCUGGGGGGUUGUCAAGAGGCUGUUGAUAGCAUGGCAUCCAAGGACAAGAUCCUGUCCCCAUCCUUCUACAGAUUACAUGAAGAGAAUUUUACCAAACAGGGUGCUAACAAAGGUUUAACUGUUGAAAGAAAAUCCAUGGCUGCUAAAUUGUCUCACCUCAGAGGACAUAACACUCAAACUUCACAGCAAAGUAAAUCUAUGCCAAAUACCUUAAAUCUUAGUCAAGGAAGAUCUCCAAAUUGCAAAGUGAAAUUCAUAUUGAAAGGAAACCUAGCCAGACCAUAUCCAUUGUUGAUUAACAAUCCCAAACCUUUUGUGGAUUAUUCCUUUGAGCCUCUGUACCAGUGUGAUGCCACUCUGUAUGCUGAUGAUGUCUCCUUUAUGGACUCUGGUGUGCAGCACUUCUGGCCAUACCAUGACCCUAGAAGAAAACUUACCAGACCUACAAAUCACCAGGGGGAGUUUCCAUCUGCUUCCUACUGUGAGGGAGAAGAGGAGGACGUGUCAUCAAAUCCUCUGGACUUCCUACGAGAUUUUGUUCUGAAUGAAAAAGGACAGCUGAACAACAGUGAUCUUAAAAAACUCAAACAGAAGCUACAUCAGCCAUUUGCAAUAACAUCUCCGAGUUUUAAUAAAGCAACAGCACCAGCUGUCAUGACAACCACUGUGACAGAUAAUGCUACCAUGGUAACCAUAUCCAUUGCAAAUAAAAAGCAAGGAGCUCCUGCGAGAACUACCACAGUGGAUUCUGGGAUCCAGAAUGUAGUCCAAACUUCUAAUCAGAACAAAAAUUCUCCAGACAAGUCUAAAGUCUUACCCAAAGGUAGGAAAGAAGGGAAAGAAAACCAAAAUGAGCCUGUUGAACAAAAUUCAAAAUCUGACAAGGAAGAAAACAAAGACAGACUAGAAAUAAAUAUUAGGAUUGACGACUCUCAGUUAGUCCAAUGUGGUGAUCAGAAACGGUGGCAGUGUCACUUGUGUGAGAAGUCCUACACCACCAAACACAACCUUGUUACGCAUAUCCUGGAUCACAAUGGCAUCAAGCCUCAUUUGUGUAUGGUGUGUGGAAAAUAUUUCAAACAGUUGAGUCAUUUAAACACUCACAUGUUAACACAUGACAACGUCAAGCCUCAUGUGUGCUCCAUCUGUUCCAAAAGCUUUACUCAGGUUUCUCACUUAAAGAGACAUCAGGCAGUACAUCUAUCUGAGCAGCUUCCCCAUAGGUGUGACACUUGUGGAAUGGGAUUUGCUUUUCCUGAAGACCUUCAAAUCCACAAAGAGAAACAUGAAAAAGGAGAGGAAAAUCGGUGUUCUGAAUGCGGAGAGGAAUUUGAUAGUCAGAGGGCACUGAAACUUCACAUGGGCUACCACAGAAAUUUUCCAAACCUUGUUUGUAAAUACUGUAACAAAUAUUUUAGAUAUCCAAGUCAGCUGAAAGAUCAUCUUUUGUCUCACGAAGGAGCGAGACCUUAUAUAUGUUCUGAAUGUGGGAUGGAUUUCUAUAAAGAGCACCACUUGAAGGUUCAUGAGUACACACACAGCGGCAAGAAACCCUGGGAGUGUCCCCACUGUGGCCGCUGCUUCAAUCAGAAAGCCAACAUGCAGCGUCACUUACUGAUUCACAACGCUGAACGGAAAUAUAAAUGUGAGACUUGUGGGAAGACAUUUACACAGCCGCAGACUCUGAAAGCUCACAUGGUGGUGCACGCUGAAAAAAAACCAUUCGAAUGCCAGUUCUGUGGAAAACAGUUUGGCCGUCUUCAUAAUCUCCAGGGCCAUCUUCACAUGCACAACAAUUCCAAGCCCUACAUCUGUUUCUGUGGGAGCUCUUUUACACUUAGAGGAAAUCUUAACCGCCAUAAGAAGGUGAAGCAUGGAUUAAAUGAGAGCAUAGAAAGCACAGAAAACUUAGAAGAAGAAGCGGUAAGCUUUCUUAAUGAGCUCAGUGAUCGAACCAGGCCGGAGUCCGAGGCCACAGUGAGAGGACAGGAGGGGAAUCUCUCAGAGACAAUAAACUCUGAAACAGAUGACGAGAAAGAUUCUGAUCAGAGUAACUCGAGGACACCAAGAAAAGCCCGAAAAUCAAUUCCUCGCAAAUAUACUUACAAACGCAGAACACACCAAGAUGUUUCUGAAGAUAAUAAUUCAGAGGAGGAGAAGGACACGGAAAUAAACGAGGAUGAGGAGAAGAGCCCCGAAGAGAAGAAGAAACUCCGCGUGAAGAAGAGGAAGAAAUUUGAACCUGAGCGAGUGUAUGCCUCGGAUAACGAGGGAGAUGGAGACCAGUAUAACCCUGGUCAGGGCUCAGCCAGUAAAGCUGCUAGAAAGAGAAAAGCGUGACCUAAGAAUCUCCCAUAAAAGAUGUUGUAGAUGAGAAAUUGAUCUGUUUUAUUGGUUGUUAACUUAUAAGUCAUGGCUGGUCUAAAAUAGCAACAUUUACCUUAUUAUGAUUUUAUAAAGUACAUUGCAUUAAGUUAAUUAUGUCUCCAAUGUUAAUGUGUAUAGUGCAGUUGUUAAAGUGCAGUUGUUAAAAAUUUUUUUAAAAAAGGAACAUUGGGAAAAAAUCAAUGAUAUUAGGACUUUGCAAAGUUGUAUCAGAAGAUUGGAAAACAUGUUUAUUAUACUGUUAUUGGAUAUAAGUGUAUAUAUAUAUAUUGGAGUGCUAUUUUUAUUUUAUUUUUAUAAAGAAAAUUGUGACUGAAAAAAAGGUUUUUGUCAAGAUAAUUAAUUUUUGUUAAUGACUUUUGUUGUU